AUGGUCAACAGGACCGAGCCAACAUGGCACAAUAAGGCCCCAAGNCCAAUCACAGGCGCCACCAAGGGCAAGAGCUCGCGCGCGUUACAAAGAAACCUCCCUCCAGGGUACAACUUGGUCCGACAUCUUCUAGCGGUGGAAGGCGUUAUUCACAAGUUGUUUUCUGACGUUAGCAAAAUUAAUUUGAAUCCAUACGGAGAGGAUGAUAACGAGGAGGUUGCGACGGACCCAGAGAUUGAAGUACUGGUACAAGCAACAUAUCCCGCUAGCGAUGAUGAGGCUUUUAGUGACAGUGACUACGAGACCGACCUAGAACAAGAUACCGAUGAGUCGUCCGUGGAUGAGGAUUUUGUUGAUGAGGAGGAGGACGCGAAAGAGGAGCAGAAGGGAUGGGCGGCCGCGGCAGCCAAGGCGCUUGGCUUUCGCUGA
Messenger RNA from Volvox carteri f. nagariensis, 429 nucleotides. RefSeq lists its product as uncharacterized. Bases 1 to 429 code for a protein of 142 amino acids. NCBI's taxonomy places the organism in Eukaryota, Viridiplantae, Chlorophyta, Chlorophyceae, Chlamydomonadales, Volvocaceae. The transcript is spliced from 2 exons. The record is from RefSeq and is a predicted model, not a curated record.